Molecule: messenger RNA, 651 nt
Organism: Asparagus officinalis (garden asparagus)
Lineage: Eukaryota; Viridiplantae; Streptophyta; Magnoliopsida; Asparagales; Asparagaceae
Exons: 1
Coding region: 1-651 (216 amino acids)
Source: RefSeq, a predicted model, not a curated record
AUGGCUUUCUAUAACAACAUGGGAGAUAAAAUAACAGAUGGGGAAGGUAUUGCAAGUGAAUUAAUUAGUUUUUUCAAGAAUUUGAUGGGCACUACAGUCUUCACCAAUGCACCUGAUGUGGACAUCAUUCAAAUUGGCCCCUGCCUUUCAGAGGAACAAGCUAGUUGCAUAUCAUGCCCAGUAUCCAAAGAAGAGAUUAAGAAGCCUGUUUUCUCAAUGUCAGACAAUAAUGCAUCGGGGCCUGAUGGCUAUAGUGUUGCAUUUUACAAAUCUUCUUGGGAAAUUGUUGGAGAUGAAGUUACUUUAGCAAUAGAGGAGUUUUUCAAAACCGGGAAGCUUUUGGGAGCAGUUAAUUCAACGUCAAUCACCCUCAUACCAAUGGUACAAUGCCCUCAAAACCCCUCUAAAUUUAGAUCUAUUUCAUGCUGCAACUCCAUAUACAAGUUUAUAUCAAAAAUACUUGCAAAAAUACUUCAAUCAGUUAUGGGUGCCAUCAUUAGUGAAGCUCAAAGUGCCUUUGUAAAAGGCAGAAAAAUUUCAAGCAAUAUACUGCUGGCUCAUGAACUGGCAAAGAACUAUGGCAGAAAGCAUUUAUCUCCAAGAGCAAUGAUUAACAUUGAUAUUAAGAAAGCUUUUGACUCGAUCAGUUAG